Molecule: messenger RNA, 3970 nt
Organism: Phytophthora nicotianae INRA-310
Lineage: Eukaryota; Oomycota; Peronosporomycetes; Peronosporales; Peronosporaceae
Exons: 1
Coding region: 65-2233 (722 amino acids)
Molecular function (GO): ATP hydrolysis activity; ATP binding
Source: RefSeq, a predicted model, not a curated record
GUUCGGCUACCCAUGCGAACUUAACGCUUCCCAUUGUUUCCAUUGGAGGUCCUUAGCCAGCAUCAUGGAGAAGGUCGUGGCGCAGGCUCUCGCUGCCACCUUGCGUGGUCUGGACGAGACUAUCCUUGAAUACAUCAGCGGUGCUGUAGCCGACCAGCUUGCGGACGAGGUCCCCUCCGAUGCAGCAACCCUGGAAGAGCUGUUGGUCGAGAGCGUGGCUCCUUUCCUUCUGAGCACGAGCUUCUGCGAGGACGAGGAGGCCGCCUCCAAGCUUUGCGCGUCGUUAGCCUCCAAGUUGCUGGCCAGUCCGGAGCUUCAGGCGGCGGGCCCGCAAAAAGACGCGGUCCGCGUGCUGGAGAACACGCAGAGCAUCGAGGAGCAGGCGCGUAAGGAUGAGGGAGCGGCCGACGCCGAGCAGUUGAUGGCCCGCAUGUGGGGCUUCGACAAGAUCCGCAAGACCACGAACGACGAGCUGGAGGCGCAGCAGUCGGCUCUGUCAGCGCGUCAGGUGCGCAAGCAGAUCAAACUGGAGCAGCUGACGGCCGAGCGCGAAGAGGAGCAGGCCGAACUGGACCGCGAGUGGGAAGACGCUCGUUUCCUGCCGGAUCUGACGCAGGACAACGGAGAGAGGGACAUUCACGUGCCGAGACUCACUAUCAACUUCAAGGGCAAGACGCUGCUGUCCGACACGGCGCUCAAGAUCGUGGCCGGCCGCCGCUAUGGUCUUGUGGGCAAGAACGGAGCCGGAAAAACCACUUUGCUCCGCUACAUUUCUCACUACGAACUCGAGGGAUUCCCGAGACAUAUUCGCAUCCAACUGGUGGAGCAGGAGUCGGCUUCGAAGCUCAGUAAGGACGACCGCAGUGUCCUUGAGGUCGUACUGGCCGCAGACUAUGAGCGCUCUAUGUUGCUGCAAGAGGAGAAGGAACUGACGGCCGAGGAGGCCAAUCAAGGGGCCGACCACAGUGUGAGACUCAAAGAGAUCUACGACCGCCUGGUGGACAUCGACUCAGACACGGCCGAGUCUCGCGCGCGCUCCAUCUUGAGCGGCCUGCAGUUCCCCGACCACGUCGUGGACGGCCCGGCCAAGGCUCUUUCCGGUGGUUGGAGGAUGCGUACGGCGCUGGCCGGCGCACUGUUCAUGGCUCCGGACUUGCUGCUGCUCGAUGAGCCCACGAACCACUUGGAUCUGGAAGCUGUGAUCUGGCUGGAGCAUUAUCUGGAGAAGUACGAGAAGCAGAUGAUCGUGGUGUCCCACGACCGGAACUUCCUGAACGCCGUGACCACCGACAUCGUGUAUUUGACCAACCAGAAGCUCACGUACUACAAGGGCGACUACAACACAUUCGAGAACACGAUGAAGGAGAAUCUGCGUCAACAGCGCAAGGCCUACGACGCCCAGCAGAUGAAGAUCCAGCACAUGCAGGAGUUCAUCGAGCGCUUCCGGGCCAACGCCAAGAAGGCUCCAUUGGUGCAGUCUCGUGUCAAGGCCCUGGACAAAAUCUUACGCAACGAGCUCAUCGACGAGCCUGAAGAUGAACACGCUUUCCGGAUGCACUUCCCGCCCCCGGAGCCACUGGGCCGACCCAUCAUUGCCGUCGAGGACGUGGGUUUCCGGUAUUCUCCAGAGUCGUCCUUGCUGUUCAAGGACGUGCACAUUGGCGUGGACAUGUCGAGUCGUAUUGGUAUUCUCGGUGUCAAUGGAUCGGGUAAGUCGACGCUUAUCAACAUUAUGAUCGGCAAACUUCGGGCCACCGAGGGCUCCGUGACGAUGAACCCGCGUCUGCGUGUGGCCACGUUCACGCAGCACCACGUCGACUCGCUGGACUUGUCCAAGUCCGCUGUGGAGAACAUGAAGGAGCUGUUCCCUGGCCACGAAUCGGACGAGUUCCGCUCGCACCUCGGCCGCUUUAACUUGUCGGGUGAGCUGGCUAUUAAGCCCACGCGUACGCUGUCCGGUGGUCAGAAAUCUCGUGUCGGCUUCGCGCUCAUGACUUGGCGUCUGCCGCACGUUGUGGUGCUGGAUGAGCCAACGAAUCACUUGGAUAUGGAGACUAUUGACGCACUCAUCGACGCUCUGCGCGAGUACAAGGGAGGUGUGGUGAUUGUUUCCCACGACCAACACUUUGUGCAGAGUGUGUGCGAAGAGCUGUGGGUUGUGGGCGACCAGAAGGUGGCUCGCUUCCGAGGCACGAUGGGCGAAUACAAGAACCGCGUGUUGACCAAGAAGUAAGUGAGUGUAUUAUAGACCCCCCGCGCUGAUCGUAGCAGCUCGUGGGGGCUAGACCAACUAGACCGAAACAAGUAAAUCACGUGCUCUCUUCUCUACUUGUUGGAAAUGAUUUGAAGAAAAGUUGGGACUUUUAUCGCAAAGCUGACAAGAUGUACACGCCUAUUAACUGAAGUUCCUGGUGGUUAGCGAAAACUGGAUGCCACGUGUCUUUCGAAUGUAUCGAGCGAUAAUACUACGUAGCACAGCGUUAUGAAGAUCGUUUGUAAGACGACGGGCAAAUUGCUGCAUUUGAAGCGAAUCUCUGCUUAACAUUGUUUCGGUACGUGAGGGCGACAUGUUUGCUUCUGGAAACUCAAAUCUGGAUAGUCUAAUUGACGCUUGGGCUGUGAAGUAUAACUUGUCGUUCAUCGUGAGUCUCCACGCGCAUCAGGGGAGCCAGACGGCUACGAGCACAGCUCUCCUGUGACCGACCGGUAUCAGCAACGUGGGUGGGGGCGAAUAUUCACAAUCCCCUCGUGUUAGCUAUUUUCCUGGCAGCGCUUCUAGGCUUGGCUUUGAUGAACGAGCUACAGUCUCCAGACAACCGCACUCCCUUGCAGAAUUACUACAUCGAGGUGUGCAGGUAAUUUCGAGGCACCGGUAACAAGUGCAUUGCUUACUCGUAACUCCGUUCUUAAGGCUACCUCAAACUCUAACGAGAUACCCUAACAAUAAAUAGGCGAUGCGAGCCCUCUCAAUAAUUUAGCCUGAUAAUCUUGGAAGCGAUAGAGAUGACGAUGAACGCGGCGACGUACCACUAUCUCGAUUGCAGAUUGCGAGUGUGGGUAAUUGAUCUAUUGAACUGCAAAGUCCAGUACGUGGUGACGCACUUUCGAUUCGUUUUGGAGACGAUGUUCUAUCUCCAUACAUUGGUGACAAUGUUGGUGAGAGAAGGCGUGCAGGGUUGUCCGUACUCAUACUUUUGCGUUUGGUAACGCCAGUCUUGGUACUGUUGCCAGAUUCAGAUUCGCCCAUGAACGCUCUUACCAAGUCCACGCCGUAAAUCUCUUCUAAACAUUUAUCGCGACUUGAAAAUAGCGCAUCUUUCAAGAGCUGUGCAGCGCCGUUGCCUCGGUUGUUAUUGCUUGCUGCAGGAUCAUCCGAGUCUUUACCGCGACGUCGAGAUUCUGCUUGGAAUCGCCGCGAUUCAGCGAUCAGCCAGUCUGCAUCCACAUUCUCUGAGAUAUUGACAACCAAGAUAGGGGCCGCAGAUACUGUAUCCUCCACACCGUAGCUGGUACUUCCAGAGCGAUUAUUAUCACGUGCGAAGACCUCUAUCCUCCCGUCAUCAGUAACCGUAACACUUUUCAGACCAUUCAAGCCAUUAGUGGUGCUCUUACUGGGGAUAAGCGUCUCAAGUCCUUUAGCCACAACACGAACACCAUCAAGCGAAACGCAGUUAUGACGAAGAUCAAUUUCUCGAAUUUUGGCCAUAUUGAUCUCGACAUUGACAAGUCCAACCACCAAUUUCUUAAGAAACACAAGUAAUCGACCCAUCCCCUCGCUUGUAAUUCGGUUGUAGCGCAAAUCGACGCGUUUCAGCCUUCCCAGACCUUCACUGUCCAGCACCUUCAAAAUUGGUCGCAAAUCAUCAUCUACAAGCCAGCACUCGCGCAGUUCCAAGCAGUCCGAAGAAGGCCAAACUAUACCGUUUGAAGAUACAGCUUUACCAAAUAUGUCUGCAUACUUAUUCACGAG